AUGGCUCCCAACACCAAGGCUCCCAAGGGCAACAAGAAGGCCAGCGCUGCUGCCAAGGCCGUCCUCAAGGGCGCCCACUCCCAGACCAAGAGGAAGGUUAGACUGUCGACCACCUUCCACCGCCCCAAGACUCUGCAGCUCUCGCGUGCUCCCAAGUACCACCGCAAGUCUAUCAACCACGAGCCCCGCCUCGAUGAGCACAAGAUCAUCAUCCACCCUCUCAACACUGAGAGCGCCAUGAAGAAGAUUGAGGAGAACAACACCCUCGUCUUCAUUGUCGACAUCAAGGCCAACAAGGCUCAGAUCAAGGGUGCCCUGAAGAAGCUCUACGACAUUGACACCCAGAAGAUCAACACCCUCGUCCGCCCCGACGGUAGCAAGAAGGCCUACUGCCGCCUGACUGCCGACGUCGAUGCUCUCGACAUUGCCGCCACCAAGCUGGCUCUCGUCUAA
Messenger RNA from Pestalotiopsis fici W106-1, 453 nucleotides. Its product is annotated as 60S ribosomal protein L25-A. The record is from RefSeq and is a predicted model, not a curated record. Bases 1 to 453 code for a protein of 150 amino acids. The transcript is spliced from 3 exons. Lineage: Eukaryota; Fungi; Ascomycota; Sordariomycetes; Amphisphaeriales; Sporocadaceae. Gene Ontology annotation, cellular component: cytosolic large ribosomal subunit; ribosome. Gene Ontology annotation, biological process: translation; ribosomal large subunit assembly. Gene Ontology annotation, molecular function: structural constituent of ribosome.